Messenger RNA from Paramecium primaurelia, 1224 nucleotides. Lineage: Eukaryota; Ciliophora; Oligohymenophorea; Peniculida; Parameciidae. The record is from the annotation of a GenBank genome assembly.
AGGAUACUAGCUACAGAAAAUAAUGAUCCUAAUUUGAAUAUCCCUUUUAUAGAAUUAUCAUAGAAGCUUGAUUGGUAUCAAUGGGAUUAAGAGUAUCUAAAACCACCUGAAUAUGAUCCAUGGCCUUAUUCCAAUAUAUGUUAUCGUGAUUAUUGUAAUAAAGUUAUGCAAACCUUUGAUUUAAGUAAAUUAAAAGAGUUUGAUCAACCAAUUAUUCCAUCGGAAUUGCCUAACAAAUACAAAUAACGAGAACAAUCGAUUCACAGAUAUAUUAACCAUCCAUAAUUCUAAUUAGUACUUCUUAGAGGAGCUCUUGAAUAUAUUGAAAGCUAACCUGUUGGGAAAUACAUUAUAAGACCUAAUUUUAGACUUAAAGAUCAUUUAACAAUCACAUGGAAAUUCCAUGAAGGUGUUAUUGUUCAUCUCAAUGUUUAAGUAUUAAAAUUUGCCUAAAGACUUAAACCUCAACUUGUUUUGAAAGGCAAAGCUUACGAAUCUUUUGAUGAAAUCUAUGAAAACUAUAUUACUCCAUGCAAUCUACAUAUGGAUGCUGCAGUUAACAAUGAGAAAUUCUAUAAUUUUAAAAUGGAAUAAUUAGAAAAUAAGUUGAAAGUAGAUAUAGAAAAGGAUGAAAAAAUUAUACCAUAUGGUUUUUGUGUUACUGACAAGUUUCCACAAUAUAUUGUGUUAAUGUAUAUGAAAUAGAAGAAUAAAGUAGAAAAAGAGUUAAUAAAAGUUAAACCUGAAGGUCUAAGUCUCCACUUUGUAUUGCAAAAUAAUCUAAACGAUAUAACCAUAUGGUUAAAGAAAAACUUUAAUACUCAAGAAAAUAAGGAUUAUAUCAAAAGAACUAAACAACCUAUUCCUGAAACUGAUGAUAGAUUAAAUUAAUUAAAUUCAUAAUGGGAAGUAAAGAGAGAAGAAGAAAGAGUCAAACAUGAAGAAUCAUCUUGUAAAUAUAUAAUUUAUUAUAAUAUAGAUAAUGUUACAUGUUCCUUAUGUAAUAAAAGAGGUCAUAAUGCAAAUGAUUGUAGACAAAUGAGAGAUAGAGGAGGUAGAAGUGGAUGUUAUAAUUGUGAUUAAAAUGGUCAUUUUAAAAAGAAUUGUCCAAAAUUAAAUAACUAUAGAAGCGAAAGAAGUAACAGCAGGGAAAGAGAGAAGAUGUCUACUAAAAAGAACUAAUUCUAAACUAUAGGAGAAGAUAAUUAAUAAAUAAAUUAGUGA